ACAAGAAACAGUUAUAUCCACCACCUAUUUAAAUAACCAAACACUGCUAAAUGAUAAUGAAGGCAAUGCAAAGGAUAUAGAUGACUUGAUAGAUGAACUUGAGUUCGAGGAAAAGAGUUGA
Messenger RNA from Dentiscutata erythropus, 121 nucleotides. Lineage: Eukaryota; Fungi; Glomeromycota; Glomeromycetes; Diversisporales; Gigasporaceae. The record is from the annotation of a GenBank genome assembly.